Molecule: messenger RNA, 447 nt
Organism: Bipolaris maydis ATCC 48331
Lineage: Eukaryota; Fungi; Ascomycota; Dothideomycetes; Pleosporales; Pleosporaceae
Source: RefSeq, a predicted model, not a curated record
UCAGCUCCGACCCUCGAUCUAUUCAGAAGUUGGAUCAAUGAAUGCCCCCAUAAUCACAAGAUUUGCAAUACAAUUCCUAACGCACGCCCUCCCAGCCGCCUACUCCAGAUAAAUCUCGCCCCUGCACCUGAAUACGGUAUCCCUACUCUUCAACUUUUUCACACUUCCCCAACCGAGAAAUACACAUAUGUUGCAGUUAGCCACUGUUGGUCAUAUACCCGGCCGCUCAAAACCACGGCCGCUAAUUUGACGGCUCACCUUGCCUCUGUUCCUUGGGGCUCUCUCUCACCCGUCUUCCGCGACACUGUACUGCUCUGUAUCUGCCUAGGCUAUGACUACAUAUGGAUAGACUCCCUAUGUAUCUUGCAAGAGGAUGCGCUCGACUUUGCAGCCGAGGCGCCGCACAUGGGGCAAAUCUAUGCACAAUCAGCACUCGUCAUUGCCGCA